GUUGCUAAAAGCUACGGAAAAUUCUGUAAACAGUGUGCCCCGCAGUCGGAGAGGAACACGCCGCGCCGUCGCGUUGCAGUGCACCGCCAAGACAGCACCCCCCCCCUCUCUCUCUCCUUUUCCGCCGCUCCGAGUGUCCAUGUCAACAUGUAACGAGGCCCCUCAGGAGCGCGACCCAAUCUAUCUGCCGAACGGACGCUCUCUAUCUCUAUCCUCGCCGCCCUUCCCGCCUCGUCUAUCCUCGUCCAUCCUCGCCUCGUCUAUCGUCGUCUAGCCUCGUCUAUCCUCGCCUCGUCUAUCGUCGUCUAGACUCGUCUAUCCUCGCCUCGUCUAUCGUCGUCUAGCCUCGUCUAUCGUCGUUAAGCCUCGUCUUUCGUCGUCUAGUCUCGUCUAUCCUCAUCUAUCCUCGCCUAUCCUCGUCUAGCCUCCUCUAGCCGAGGAUAGAACGCCUCGAUGUUCUAUCCGGCCGCGCUCAACGACGUCCAGCUGCAGCUUCUGCUCCUCCACGGCCUUCGCACCACCUUCCGGUAGUCACAGCUUCCAAUGUGGUCCGCCGGCCUCGACGACGCAAUGGUGUUGGCGUGGGCGUCCCUGCUCACUCUAACCAUGUGGAUCGCCGAGACGCAGAGCAAGAAAAACUACUCGAUCCGUCCCGAGGUGGUGCUCCCGGACCACUACGUCAAAGAGAUCCAGCCGCCCGCCGCGCCGGGGCAGCCGGUGCAGCUGUUCUUCGACAUCCACAUCGUGGACAUCAACUCGAUCAACGUGGAGGACAUGGACUUCCGCGUGGACAUGUUUGUGCGACAGCAGUGGACCGAGCCCCGCCUGCACAUGCCCGACGCCAUCUUCGAGGACGGCGAGGACUACGUGACGCUGCCGCCAGAGUUCUUCGACAACCUGUGGCAGCCCGACCCCUACAUCAUCAACUCCAAAGUGUCGGAAAUCGCCAUGCUGACGCACCAGUUCUCCUCCGUGACGCUGUACCGCAACCGCACGGUGCGCUACUCGGCGCGCAUGCACGCCAUCAUCGCCUGCCAGAUGGAGUUCAAGCUGUACCCGAUGGACAUCCAGCUGUGCCCCGUCUACAUCGAGAGCUUCUCGUACAACGACCGCAAGCUGCGGCUGCGGUGGGGCGAGGACGGCGUCUCGGUGAACCCGGCCCUCAAGCUGCUGCAGUACAACGUGGGCACGCCCCUGGAGCUGCGCGAGACCGGCGGCUACCGCAUGGAGAAGGACGGGAACUUCUCCCGCCUGGUGGUGUUCUUCCGCUUCGAGCGCCAGAUCGGCCACCACCUCAUCCAGACGUUCGCGCCGUCCUCCCUGGUGGUGCUGCUGAGCUGGUGCGGCUUCUGGCUCGGCCUGGACGCCAUCCCGGGCAGGGUCACCCUGCUCGUCACCUGCAUGCUCACCCUCGUCACCAUGUUCACUGGCCUCAAGGACAUCCCGCCCGUCGCCUACGUCAAGGCGCUGGACGUGUGGAUGGCGGCCUGCAUGCUGUUCGUGUUCGCCGCGCUGGUCGAGUUCGUGGUCGUCAAGGUCCUGCACGUGCAGCACCAGGCCGAGCAGCGCGAGCAGCGAGGCUCGCUGCCACUGCGCAUCUCGGCCGUGGAGAAGGGCGAGCUGUACUCGCAGGCGUGGGAGGUGGCCGGGGCCUUCCCUGGCGGUGGCGCCCGCUGGCGCAAGGUGGCCGUCAGCUCUUCGGGGUCGGCGGCCGGCUCGCCAAGGGUCGGCCCCCGCGUCCCCGGGUCCGGGUCGCAGGACGCCGACAGCCCCCCGCACGUGCUGCUCCUGCCGCCCCCGCGCCACGCCGCCCCCGCCGCCACCGCCCCCGCGGCCUGGACGGACCGCCUCGGCGCCGCCGGCCCCGGCGAGCAGAGGCAGUUGUGGCGAGAGAUAGACCGCAUGUCCAGGCUCGUGUUCCCGGCCUUGUUCAUCAUGUUCGUGCUGUGCUACUGGCCGAUCCUGCUGCUGCGAGCGUACGGCGUGUGACAAUCCCCCCCCCCCUUUUCUCAUGCCUGCUACACUGACAAAAUUUACA
This is a messenger RNA of Thrips palmi, 2038 nucleotides long. Its product is annotated as glycine receptor subunit alpha-4-like. Gene Ontology annotation, cellular component: membrane; neuron projection; synapse. Gene Ontology annotation, molecular function: transmembrane signaling receptor activity; extracellular ligand-gated monoatomic ion channel activity; neurotransmitter receptor activity. Gene Ontology annotation, biological process: signal transduction; nervous system process; chemical synaptic transmission. NCBI's taxonomy places the organism in Eukaryota, Metazoa, Arthropoda, Insecta, Thysanoptera, Thripidae. The record is from RefSeq and is a predicted model, not a curated record.